Salvia miltiorrhiza (redroot sage) is the source of this 1148-nucleotide messenger RNA. RefSeq lists its product as uncharacterized. Bases 326 to 973 code for a protein of 215 amino acids. The transcript is spliced from 3 exons. The record is from RefSeq and is a predicted model, not a curated record. Lineage: Eukaryota; Viridiplantae; Streptophyta; Magnoliopsida; Lamiales; Lamiaceae.
AUGAAUUUAAAUGUAUGAAGUACUUUAUGGAGUAAUUAGUUCCUGGUCAGAAUUUCCAAGUCACAAGAUAGCACAAGGGAAUCUUAGCCAUGAAAUACUGUGGGCUAAUCGCCAUGAUAAAAAAAUCUUACAACAAAUGAUUUUUACUUUCUAAAAACAGUUGUAGUGCUGCAGAGAUAAGGAGAAUGGGAAAAGAAGGCAGAUAAGGUUGUUUGUCUUUUGUUUUUUUCUCUCUCCCUCUCUAUCCCCUUUCUUUCACCAUUUUUUACACUACUACACCUGCUCUCUCUCUUCAAACGGAAGAAGUAGCUGAUUAUUGGCAGCCAUGUUAGGUUCCACUACACUAAAUCUUGGCUCUUUGGGCAGCCAGUUGCUCUAUUCUCCCCCACACAAUUCCACAAAGACCUUCCUACUUUCACCAACUAAACCUUUCUUGAAAUCUCCCAACCCCAUCACCAGCAGCACCUUCUUCAAAUCGAGAACUUCCGUCAGAACCGCCGUCGCCGCGGUUGAUUCUUCCGACGCCGCUGUAAAGGAAGGUGGAGAAGCUGAAGGUGGGAGCAAGAGCUAUCAUUUCGUUGUGGCGAAUGCGAAGUUUAUGCUGGAUGAGGAGGAGCAUUUCCAAGAGCUGAUGUCGGAGCGCCUCCGGCUUUAUGGGGAGAGGAACAUGGAGCAGGAUUUCUGGCUUGUGAUUGAGCCUAAGUUCUUGGAUAAGUUCCCUAACAUUACUAAGAGGCUCAAGAGGCCUGCUGUUGCUCUUGUUUCCACCAAUGGCCCUUGGAUCACGUUCAUGAAGUUAAGACUAGACCGUGUUCUGCAAGAUAGCUUUGAAACCGACAAUCUAGAAGAAGCUCUGGCUUCGAAUCCCAUUGAUCUCAAGUUUGAGAAGCCAGAUAAGUGGACUGCUCCUUAUGCCAAGUAUGAAUACGGGUGGUGGGAGCCAUUCCUCCCCCCCAAAACAUCAAUGGUAUGAUCAUGCAGAGCGAAACCCAUUUUAAAUUUUUGUAAGUGCUCGUUACAUUAGCUUUCUAUCUGUUAGUUUUUAAGAGAUGGUAUAUGUAGAUUCGUUCAUAGGGGUGCAGGCAUGAACUGAGAUUUCUUCUGCUGUUAAUGUUACUAUGCAUCAAUAUAUUAAAACGAACCACAAA